UGGAGGAUGCCCAUUUCAGUCCCAGCUGCAGACAGACGGCAGAGAGCCUCAGCAGCAUUUUCUCUCAGUUUUCUCUCUUUAGUCUUCUCUAUUACAGCAUUCAGUAGCAGUUACUGGUGUGAAGGGACGAGAAAAGUUGCCAAACCUUUCUGUACUGGACAGAGCAAAGGGCAUCACUGCAUCCGCUUUAAUAGCCCUGAUGCCAACAACAGCAAUGCUGUGCAGUAUAUUUGGGAGACAGGAGAUGACAAGUUCAUUGACCGAAAGUUUCAUGCUGGGAUUUGGUAUUCCUGUGAAGAAAUUAUAAAUGAAGAAGGUGAGAAAUGUAGAAGCUUCAUCAGUCUGACUCCAGCUGCUGAUCGAGGGGUUUUAUGGCUGUCUGUUGUAGCAGAGCUUCUGUACAUCAUUUUGCUUCUGACUGGAGCCAUUCUUAUGUCAGUCGAAAUGUGCUACUACAGUACUGUCAUUGACAGGCUAAAGAUCAACGCCUUUUCUGCAGUAGUCACCGUGUUAGCAGGUCUUCUGGGCAUGGUUGCUCACAUGAUGUACACAACUGUAUUUCAAAUGACUGUAAAUCUUGGUCCUGAAGACUGGAGACCUCACACAUGGGAUUAUGGCUGGUCCUAUUGCCUCGCAUGGGCUUCCUUCGCUUGCUGUAUGGCUGCAGCUGUCACUACUAUUAACAAAUAUACAAAAACUAUUUUGGAAUUCAAGCACAAAAGAAAAACACUGGAAAGGAGUUUAGAGACUAAAUACAAGUUUCCUGAUCAUACAGCUCCAGAGAAAGCUUGCAAUGUGUAUGUGAACUCUUUUCACAACAGUACAGAGGACCCUGCACACCCAAUAAAAGGCUUGCGUCACCUGGCCACUAUUUCAGUUCUGUAA
This is a messenger RNA of Gymnogyps californianus (California condor), 885 nucleotides long. Its product is annotated as germ cell-specific gene 1-like protein. The coding region runs from base 7 to 885 and encodes 292 amino acids. NCBI's taxonomy places the organism in Eukaryota, Metazoa, Chordata, Aves, Accipitriformes, Cathartidae. The record is from RefSeq and is a predicted model, not a curated record. Gene Ontology annotation, cellular component: plasma membrane. The transcript has 5 exons.